UCCGAACGUUGUUAUGUUUUCCAAUAUUUCCAAGUUGCCCAAUUUAUGUAAACCAGAUUUCAACGAUAUAUAUGAGCUGAAUUGAUGAAAAUGACUGAAGACGAUAUCACGUAAUUCAAUAGAGAAUAUUAACAGCCGUUCGCCGAAAGUGUGAAGUGUUUAUAAGUGUUCAUUGACAAUAUACAGUGCUAAGUUAGUGAUUUGACGGAGCCAUGGGACACCGUAGGUGUAUUUUUUUCAUCUCUAUAUUCAUCGCUGUGUUCUUGAGGAAGCAGUUAACAUACGCACAAACAAACACAGAAGUCGGUUUCCCAUUAAGCAACAGCAAUAAAAGUGCUACAAUAUACGCCUGGAGUACUUGGGGUAGCUGGAGUUCCUGUUCAAGGUCAUGUGGUGGAGGAGUCGCUGUUCAAGAGAGACACUGUCUACCCAGGGAUCCUACACGGUGGCGCCGCAGCAGGAAGAGAAGGAAACUUGGCAGAGAGGACAGAUCGCGUCGAGCUCGUACUGCCAACAGUGUUGUGAAUGUCCCAGAUUGUGCCGGACUCGGAAGACGAUACCACGAGUGUAAUACAGAGCCAUGUCCGGGAUCGUAUCUGGAUUCUCGCGGGGAACAAUGCGCGAUGUACGACCGGAGGCCGUUUCGAGGCAGGUUCUAUACAUGGGUGCCGUACGUCGACGGAAACGCCCCAUGUAUUCUCAACUGCCGGCCUCGUGGACAGCAGUUCUACGCUUCACUAGCCCUAGUCGCUGAUGGAACUUCCUGCACAAAACCCGGUUACCGCGCUAUAUGUGUUCAGGGCUCCUGUAAGUGUAAAAGAGUGGAUAUUAAAAAGAAGUGCUCAAACAAUGAAAAUGGUGGGCGUAAUAUUACCUCUCCUCGUUAUAAUGUUUUAAUCAUUGAUUCCGUGUCCUUAGGUGUUGGUCGAGAAGAGGUGCUAGCAUCGACUGCGACAAGAGACGUCCAGUGCGGACGUCACCUUGUUUCUGGUCUCUUCUCCCGACCUCGUCUUCCCUUGGGAUACUCCUCCGUCACCACAGUGCCGACCGGCGCUUGUAGACUUAAUGUCUCCGAAGUUGUCGCCAGCGAAAAUUACAUCGCACUAAGAGUAUCCAACGGUUCAUAUAUUGUAAACGGUGAGUUUGCUGUUAGCGCUCCUGGCACAUACGAGGCGGCGGGUGCAAGAUUUGUAUACUCUCGGUCUGCCGGACUAGACAAUAUAUUUGCUAUGGGACCCAUACACCAACCUAUUGAUAUUAUGGUUUUAUAUACGCAACCAAACCCGAACAUAAAAUACGAAUAUCUUACCGAUUCGCUGCCUGAUGAAACGAGCAACGACAUUCCGAAUGAUAUCACCAGUUCUGCCCAUCAUCAGAUGCAAAGGCAUCACCGCCAUCACGUGGCAGAAUCCCACACGAGGGCCUUAGAAAAGUCUGGACCAUCUUUGUCGAAGCAACCAGAAGCAAGUUCUUCUGAAACACAAUAUCAAUUGGACACGAAUGUUAUUGGCGAUAGAAUAUUUGUAUGGAAAGUAAUGUCAUACACGCAAUGUUCAAGAACUUGUGGUGGCGGCCUUCAAAUUGGGAAAUUUAAAUGUGUCGAAGUAGACGGCAAAGAAGACCGCGAAGUUUCUGCUGCUCAUUGCAAAGGAUCUCCACCGCCGUCUCGACGUAGAAGAUGUGGCGUUGUUCCUUGUCCCCCUCGAUGGAGGGCUGCCGCUUGGGGUCCCUGCCCUGUUUGCGGUCCAGCUCAUAGGACUAGAAUAGUUGGAUGUGUACAAGAUCAUGCUCGAGGAAUCACAAAGAUAAGCGAUCAAAAAUGCCCUCUACCUAUGCCACCAAGUAAGGAACCUUGUGAUAUACCGAAUUGUGAUGGAACUGCUAGAACAGACAGCACACCACGUCUCGAUGGGAGACGUCACGUAAAUCCUUACGAUCGUGUUGAUGCAUUCCAUGAAACAAAACCAAAGGUGACACUCGCUAACAACGUAUCUGCUAUCGAGGUUCAUCCAAAACAUGAAUCCAAGUACACUCACAGUGCAGCUGGUGGAUGGCUGUAUACUGAAUGGUCUCAGUGUGUCGGUUGGUGUGCGAGCGGUGUUCAGUCCCGCGGCGUCCGUUGCUCGGAGCCCGAUGGAUGCUCCGCCCACGCCCCGGCCUCUUCGCAAGCCUGCUCAGUAAAGAAACCAUGUGAGGCGCAAUGGUUUACUGGAGAGUGGUCUCCAUGUACCGCUGAAUGUGAUGGACGACAAAUAAGAGGAGUCAUUUGUAUCGGAGGAAACGGAAGGAGAUUGAGAGAUGGUUCCUGCAAAACACCAAAACCUGAAGCCGAAAGACCAUGCGGUGGAACCUGUGCACCGUCUUGGUAUCUCAGUGACUGGGGGGAGUGCACAGGUCCAUGUGAGGCUGGUAUUCAGACUCGUACUGUGUGGUGUGCUCGUGGCGGGGCGGGGGGUGCGGGUGGCGCUGGCUCAGCCCGAGAUCUGGAGUGCGGGGGAGGUAGACCACCAGCUAGGAGGUCCUGUGUACCAGCUAGGUGCACCACUAGACCGGUGAAGCCGGCCGUGAUCACACCCACAGUAACAGACCCGCAACGAGUCACGAGACAUCAAAGUCAGAACACGCAGAACGUCAAGGAACGGUCGUAUAGAAACGGAACGUGUACCGACAAGUUGAGCAAUUGCUCGCUGGCGGUGCAAGCGCGUCUCUGUCACUACCGCUACUACGCUGAUAGCUGCUGUCGCUCCUGUCACGGACGGUAGACGGUAACUUCCGAUUGUAUGGAGUUGACUCAUAGUAUUGUGAUACAAAUGUACGGACGUGUAGUUAAUAAGCCGAGUGAAUUCAUUAUAUACGCAUGAAGAUUAUCGUCUUUAUAAAAAAUUCUCAAUAAAACUAAUAGUAUUUUAACAUGCAAUUUUAUCUUAAUAUUUUAUGAAUUUUCAUAGUUAUUCGAAUGUAUCUUAUAGAAUUGUUGAUGAUGUUUAUACGAAUCUGUAUUUCGGUAGGAUAAGUUCUGAUCUCUAGUGUUGUAUAAUGCAUACACUUUUUAGUAAUUUGUCAUCAAUUUUACCCGUUCUUUAAUCUUAAUAAAUAUAUUCAUACCAUCAUCACGUUAUUCCUAGAUCAGAAUCAGAUGAAAUAUUAAAAAAAUAUAUUUAUAACUUGCACGAUUUCAAAAUGCAUUACUCGUUUUAAAUCUCUAACUAUAAAUUAUAUUAGAUAUUUGAGAUUCAACAAAAAAAUAGUGUUAUGAUCGAUGAAGUAGUUAACCAUGGAUACUGUUUUAUAGGUUUAGUCAUAGACUGUAGGUUAUUUUUUUCUUAAAGUAUUCAUGAUACAUAAAGAACAAUGUUUCUCGUAGAUUAGAAACAAUGACACUGUGUUCAUUAUUUAUUGAUCCUGAUUUUUGUAAAACGAUACGUCAUUUAACGCGGCGUUUGUAUCGACAAGCCAAGGACUGGCAUUGGAUUGGCUAUAAAAACACAUCACCCGGAGAAUUUUGAUAGCAAUAAUAAAUCUUUUUAAUCACAUCUACAGAAUAAAUUUAAUGCUUUAAGGAUAAACUGUGGAUGUUAUAUUAGACAUCCGAAUUUAAUGAUCCUUAAACGUACGUCGAGAAAUCUAUACCAAACGCUGCUUUGAAUGACAAUUUAUAUGUAAAUAUUUACUUUAUGUAUAGCGCAUUUAUUUACUUGCUGUAAUUAUUUAUGUAUUAGGUAACAAGUACAAUAAUUUAUACCAUCACAAUAUCUUUAAUUGGUUUAUAUGUACCAGCAAUUGUCUGUACUAACGCGUGUAACAACGUACAAAAAAUAAAAAGCUUUAAACACUA
This is a messenger RNA of Danaus plexippus (monarch butterfly), 3835 nucleotides long. Its product is annotated as thrombospondin type-1 domain-containing protein 4-like. Gene Ontology annotation, molecular function: metalloendopeptidase activity. Gene Ontology annotation, biological process: extracellular matrix organization. Gene Ontology annotation, cellular component: extracellular matrix. The record is from RefSeq and is a predicted model, not a curated record. The transcript has 18 exons. Bases 213 to 2762 code for a protein of 849 amino acids. Lineage: Eukaryota; Metazoa; Arthropoda; Insecta; Lepidoptera; Nymphalidae.